AUGCCCAAAUACCUCGAAUCGUUUGGUGAUACCUUAUAUCUUAGUAACGAGGAAGAACAACAAGCUGAACUACAACAACACCAACCUCAACUUCCAUCAAAAUCCACACCACUCUCCACCCACCCUUUGGCUCAAGCUCUCUUUCAGUCAAUCUACAAUAAAGGCUUCGUCGACGGCGCCUCUUCAACAAUCUUUCAAAGCUUAUCCACUUACUUCACGUCUCACCCGAUCUUAACUACUACAAUGGUUUUACUUAUCGGAUCAGGCAGUAUUGCCCUCUCCGCUCGAAGGGGAACAGGUAUCAAUCCGACUAAACGUCUUUUGUUCGAUGCUGGAUCUAAUUUAUCCAGAUCUACCAGAUCUACCAGAGAAGCGAAAUUGUUCGGUACCUCCCUUCCUACCUUGGCCAGAAAACCACCUUUUUCUUCUCCUCCCGCUUCUUCCGGAGGUUUAGCAGGAGGUGAUUACGAUAAAGCUCUCGACAAACUUCGCGAGGACAUACACGCAGCUCGAGACUUAUUUGACAAGGGGGAAAAGGAGGAGUCAAAAGUCGAUAUCGGUACUCAACUUGAAGGUAAAGUAGAUGUACGUGAUGGAAAGGAUCGAUCUUCCGGAUUGGACGGUCGGACUAUGUUGGAUGCCAUGAGUCAGAUGUUAGCUCAAAUUGGAGAAAUCGGGGAGGGUAAGAAGAUUAUCAUGGAUCUGAGUCCAGAUGGUAAAUGGAGUGAUCCUAAGAUCGUUGAUUCGACCAGAUCAGAUUCGGAGAUCGACGAUUCUUCGAUCCCCUCUACUUACCUUCCCAGCUCAAAAGGACCAGGACUACCAGAAGAAGGCUGUACACCAGAGGACGUGAAGAAGAUCAACGCUGAAACUCUCAGUUCACCCAUGGCCAAUUCUGAAACAUGGACAAAAGCCCGAUUCGCUAUCAUCGGAUGGGGCGAGGAAGAAGUUUGGAAUGGUACUGGAAACUUGACAAUCAAGUUCUGGGAUUCUGUAAAUCCUGACCAAGUGAUCAAUGACAAGAUGAUCGUUCGUACAUUGUUCAAAGAGGGUAUACCCGAAGCGAUCUACCAUAAUGGAUUGUUAUUCCAAAUUGAGGAAACUCCAGAAGACCUUGACAGUGGAGAACCGAUCUGGAAAUUCGAAAAGCUACUUGUCGACGUGAAGAAGGUCGUUGAAAUGGGUGAAUUGCAAAAUGACGAGCUAUACAACCCUUCGAUUGCAUCAGAUCCCGAAGAAGACCUCAACGAACCCACCAUGUUCGACGAGUUGAUUGCAAAUGAUCGGUCGACCAAUGCGCACAUCUUUAGGGAUGCAGUACCUACCAUCGAGCCUAGACACCUGAUCAAGGCUGUUGAGAAUGAUCAGCGGGUCGAGUUCUGGUUGGAUGAGAAGCUCGGUGACGCCAAAGCUGUAGGCCGCAGUGGGAAGAUCGAAUUGUGGAAAGUCAGAGUGGGGAUCUAUGAGCUGUAUGAUAAACCCGCGUGGUCCGAACUUGAAGCUCUAGUCUAUUUCAAUGGCCCACCAAUGAAGAUCGCCAUCGACCCGGAAACAGGAUAUUCCGUCGAUCUCUUCCCAGGUGACGAUGGUCAAUACAUAGUCAACGGUCAGGGAGAGGAUGGCGAAGCUUUCGAUAAUUAG
Kwoniella mangroviensis CBS 8507 is the source of this 1641-nucleotide messenger RNA. RefSeq lists its product as uncharacterized. The transcript has 6 exons. Bases 1 to 1641 code for a protein of 546 amino acids. The record is from RefSeq and is a predicted model, not a curated record. NCBI's taxonomy places the organism in Eukaryota, Fungi, Basidiomycota, Tremellomycetes, Tremellales, Cryptococcaceae.